GCAAGUGAGUUAGAAGAGGUUUCCUUUUAUGCUGACAGACUCUCUAACCUUGUCAUUGCAAUGGCACAGAAAGAGAUUAAUGAAAAGUCAGAUGGCCCUGACCUAUGUUUUGCUGUUCUUGGAAAGCCUAGUCAUAAAUCUGUUGGGCUGGAAGAGAAGGGCAGGACAACAAGAGAAGGGAAAAUGCCAUCACAAAAACAUUUUGGCCAAGAUGAAUUUGCAAAUAAUUUAAGCAAAGAGAUACUAAUUUAUGCAAAUAAUGUGUUUUCAAUCAUGGUGGUCUCAGAUAUGAAGACCAUGAAAGGUCAGGCAAAUUACUCAAAUAUAGCUUGUAUUGUGCUGAAUGUGUUACUGAAGCACUCUAAGGCUGUGGUUUCAGACUUAAUAAACUCCUGUAUGAAAAACUUACAUGACCUAGCAGGCAGACUCUUUACUAAUUCAUAUUUUGCUUCUUCAGUGAAGCUGACUGUUCAUCCAGGCAGUCGUAAGGCUGCAGAAAUUGUACAAGCAAUGUUGAAUCAUUUGUAUUCUACCUUGAUACCGAAAGAAAAAGAAAUGACCUGUGCAGACACAGUGGGUAACCACACUGUUAAGCAAGGGUUUACCCUCUGGCAUUAAAACCAAAACCAACGCAGCCAAUGCUCAAAAUCACAACCAGGAAGGGAAGAAAGAUGUCAGGAUCCAUCAAAAGAAGCUGAAGAAUCGGAUUCACAGUCAGACACUGGAUGGCAGAAGCCUGAAAACGACAUGUCCAGUGCUACAUUAAUGCUAAUCUGGAAGUUACUAAACAAAAAUAGAAGAGGGGUUUUUGUUUGCAAAGUAGACAGUCAGCCUGGAAAUCCAAUUGUUGAUGAAACAAACCAAAACACUGGGAAAAACACUAAGGGACUUAUUGACCUUUCAGACACUGAGCAAUCUUGUGAAGAAGCCACAUCUGGACUGACUAAAAUGCUUACUGAUCAAAUCAAUCUGAGCAGAGGAGACAGCAGCAGCACACAAUUUAGUGGCAGUCUGGUGGAUACAGUGCUAAAGCUGUGUCUUAUCAUAGUUAAAUACAGCAACCCUGAGUCACUUCUGGCGGAGCCAGGGAGCAGACGCAGGGUGGUAGUGGUGAAUCAAAAUCCUUCUGAAAAUGUAUGUAAGCUCUGAGCCCUUCUGCAGUGGGUGACUGCCUCUCAGGCAGACAUGCCUGUGCUUUGCUUCUUGGAUGGUGAAGAGGAGUUCAUGUAUAAGCUUCAGAAACUAUCAUCAGUCACAGUAGAGAAGGGAUACAAAGUAGGAGAAAUUUUACAAGCAAUGCUGAAAUACAAGAAGGAAAGGCAGUCUGGUGAGGCUGUAGGCAACUCUGUUCAGUUGCCAGUCUUGAACUGGCUGCUUAAUAACUUGUGA
This is a messenger RNA of Pelecanus crispus (Dalmatian pelican), 1389 nucleotides long. Lineage: Eukaryota; Metazoa; Chordata; Aves; Pelecaniformes; Pelecanidae. The record is from RefSeq and is a predicted model, not a curated record.